Messenger RNA from Colletotrichum orchidophilum, 726 nucleotides. Its product is annotated as carbonic anhydrase. Gene Ontology annotation, molecular function: carbonate dehydratase activity; zinc ion binding. Gene Ontology annotation, cellular component: cytoplasm. The coding region runs from base 1 to 726 and encodes 241 amino acids. The record is from RefSeq and is a predicted model, not a curated record. NCBI's taxonomy places the organism in Eukaryota, Fungi, Ascomycota, Sordariomycetes, Glomerellales, Glomerellaceae. The transcript has 3 exons. Gene Ontology annotation, biological process: carbon utilization; cellular response to oxidative stress; cellular response to carbon dioxide.
AUGGCAUUACACGACCAGAAUAAAUUUCUAUAUGCCCUGAGCUCCAACCAAGCAUGGGCUGGGUACAAGUCACACCAGAAUCCUGCAUUUUUCAAGAAUCUUGCCUCAGGGCAGUCGCCUUCAAUUUUAUGGCUAGGGUGCUCCGAUUCUCGUGUGCCCGAGACAACAAUCUUGGGCCUCCAACCUGGCGACGUCUUCGUGCACCGCAACAUUGCCAACAUUGUGGCCCCGACAGACAUCAACACUUCGGCUGUUAUUGAGUACGCCGUUGCUCACCUCAAGGUCAAGCAUGUUGUGCUCUGCGGUCACUCGGCCUGUGGAGGUGCCAAAGCAGCGCUGGGCGACUCCCGUGUCGGAGGUGUGCUCGAUACUUGGCUCACUCCCUUAAAGACAGUCCGCACUCAGAAUACCAAGGAGCUGGAUGCCAUCAAGGACGAGGACGACAGGGCUAUCCGCAUCGCCGAGAUGAACGUCGAAACCGGUGUAAACGUCCUCAUGGCCAACUUCACCGUUCAGGAGGCUAUCAAAGAGCGCGGCAUGACCGUCCACGGCUGCAUCUUUGACAUUGCGACUGGCCGUAUCCGCGACCUUGGGUUCGGAACUAAAGGCCCGGGGGCCACUCGGAACAGCAUUAUCAACACCGGAAGUGGGGAGGAGAUCGUUCGCGGCAAGCAUGCUCAGCUCGUGUUCCGUGACGGCGGAGACGCGUCCAUGCAGGUUCGUUGA